UUCAUAUCGUAGUAUAUUUAUAUUGCUAGAUAAAAUAAUACAAUAGUUACAACGUUAUGGGACUUCGCGAAAAGGUUGCGUUGGCUCUGUUAGCAGUUAUUACCCUACAGAUAACAUGCACUCUAUCUAUGCCACGCAGUGUAAAAAAGAACGCUAUAAACCGUUUAAUUAGCAAUUGGAAAAAUAUCAACAACAAUCAUGCAUCAUCACCACUACCAAUUCAGAUAGUAAAAAAGUCCCAAACGGAUAAACUUGUAAAUUCCGAUAUCGAAGUACCAAAAGAUCGAUCUGUGUAUAAAGUAAUUCAUUUUCCCGAAGUCGAGUACCCGUCCUUUAAUUUUGCUGAAGGACAAACAUCCUGGAGGUAUAAUGAUAACACAGAACCUAUAUUUCCGUUUGAAAUACCUGAUGUAAAAAUAACUACGAAUGUAGACGACAUGAAAUUUUUGGAUAAGCUUAGAAAAGAAGCUAAGAAGAAGCGUCAAUUUGAUGCCAUAAAAAUCAAAGAGAAAGAAAAAAAUAUACAAAAAUCGGCAGAUAUUAUAACAGUCAACAUGUUGACGCCAGAACUCUUCAGCAACAUAUAUGCAUUUCCAGAAGUCGAAUACCCACUUACUGCAAGCGAAACAUGGAAACCGAAUUAUUGGGUACACUACACAUAUCCAUUAAACGACGAGCCAAUUAAAUUAUUAGAACCAAUACGAUCUCUACCAAAAGUUGUACAGCAAGAUGAAAAUACUUGUACUAAAGCACCAAACAAUACCACAAUUGGUAAAUCCCAAAGGAAAGAAUCAAAGAUACCUUCAAAAAAUAGCUCCCAGUUAAACACAACGAGGGAUUUUACUCCUCAGGCGAAAACUCACAAACAGACAAACAAAAAUCGUAAUUUAAAUGUUACCAAAAGUAAUGCUAAUAAAUCUCAAUCACGUAAAAAAGUUCGCAUGAAUUCAAAGAGUUCCAAUAUGUCUUCUGCUGAAAUCAAUAAAGAAACAAACCAUACAGAAAAUAUAACUCCAUUGGUCGAUGAUGAUGUAUGCUUAAUGGACAACACAACAGAAUUUGACUCUAAAAACGUCAUACUAGACUCUUUAUAUUCAAAUUUAUAUCCGCCUAUACCAUACCAGAAUAUUUACAACGUAUCAGAAUACCCAGUAGUGGAGUAUUAUGAUAUCGCGUCGUUAAAAGAUGAUGUACAGAAAAAAUCUCACGGGUAUGUCAACAUAGAAAAAAAUGAACAUAAUUUUUCUAGUCCAGUAACAAUUGUAGUAAUACCCUUUGAAAGCUCCUCAAUAAACCUUGACAAUUUAAUCAAAAGUAUUUGUGGAAAUUCUGUACAUGGAGCCCAAAAAAGUAACAAAUCAGUCCCAAUCGAUUUUAUAGAAGAAUUGUCUAGAAGAAAUACGCCAAUUUCGAUUAAUCCAAUGUUUAAUUUGUCUACUGAUGAUCUGCCGACCAAGUUACUACAAGGCCCAGACGCAACCACAUUAAACUCUACCGGAGAAAUUUCAAUUGAGACAAUGCCUAUCACAAAUGAUCAAAAUUUGAACUCGCCAACUGAACGACUACAGACUGAAGUUAUAACAGAAGUGACAAAUUCAACAUCAAGUAUACUAAACAGAGGACUAGCAAUAAAUGCAACGCCAGUCACAGUCGAUCCAAGAUCGAACAUACUAACCGAAAGAAUACUGACUGAGGCAAUGCCAGCCGCGAUUGAUCCGACAUCAAGUUUAGUAACUUACGAAUUUCCCGCUGGGGUAAUAAUAGUCCCGACAGAUAAAACAAUAACUUUGCCACCCAAAGAGCUAUCAAUUGAGACAAUGCCAGCCAUGAUUAACCCAAUAUCAAGGGUGCCAACUAGAGAGCUACCAACUGAGGCAAAGGCGAAUACAAUUAAUUCAACAUUAAGCUUGCCACCUACCGGACUGUUGGCUAGGGAAAUGAAAGUACCGAUUGAUCCAACAAUUUCGCCCCCGGGCGAAUUAUUGACUAAGUCAAUGCCAGUCACAACUGAUCCCACAUCAAUCAUCUCCACUAAAGAACUACCGACAGAACCAUCCUCCGCCAAAAAUGGUCCGACAUCAAGCGUGCUAAUCGAAGAACUGUCGACUGAGUCUAUGCCAUUCACGAUUAAUCCAACAUCAAAUAUUCUAUCCGGCGAACCGUCGACAGAAUCAAUGCCAUCGGCAAUUAAUCUAACAUUAAACAUACCAACUGGCGAACUGUUAACCGAGUCUAUGCCAUUCACGAUUAAUCCAACAUCAAAUAUUCUAUCCGGCAAACCGUCGACUGAAUCAAUGCCAUCGGCAAUUAAUCCAACAUUAAACAUACCAUCUGGCGAACUGUCGACCGAGUCUAUGCCAUUCACGAUUAAUCCAACAUCAAAUAUUCUAUCCGGCGAACCGUCGACUGAAUCAAUGCCAUCGGCGAUUAAUCUAACAUUAAACAUACCAUCUGGCGAAUUGUUAACCGAGUCUAUGCCAUUCACGAUUAAUCCAACAUCAAAUAUUCUAUCCGGCGAACCGUCGACGGAAUCAAUGCCAUCGGCGAUUAAUCCAACAUUAAACAUACCAUCUGGCGAACUGUCGACCGAGUCUAUGCCAUUCAUGAUUAAUCCAACAUCAAAUAUUCUAUCCCGCGAACCGUCGACUGAAUCAAUGCCAUCGACGAUUAAUCUAACAUUAAACAUACCAUCUGGCGAACUGUCGACCGAGUCUAUGCCAUUCACGAUUAAUCCAACAUCAAAUAUUCUAUCCGGCGAACCGUCGACUGAAUCAAUGCCAUCGACGAUUAAUCUAACAUUAAACAUACCAUCUGGCGAACUGUUAACCGAGUCUAUGCCAUUCACGAUUAAUCCAACAUCAAAUAUUCUAUACGGCGAAUCGUCGACUGAAUCAAUGCCAGCCAUAAUUGAUCUUACAUCAAGCGUGUCCCCCAAAGACCAACCUGUUAAGUCAUCCCCCGCCAAAAUCGAUCCUAUAACAAGCGUACUUACCGAUGUACAACCAAAAGGUGUCAUAUCUGACACGAUUGAUCCAAUAUCCAGCUUACCAUCUGACGGAUUGCCGACUGACGCAAUUCCAGCCACAUUCAACCCAACAUCAAGCGUACCUUCUGACGGAAGGCCAAUGAAAAUUCCAAUCGAUCCAACAAUAACCUCGCUUGCCGGAGAACUGCCGACUGAAACAACAUCCACCAAGAUUAAUCCAAUAACAACCUUGCCAGAUAAAGGGCUGCCGACUGAGGCAAUGCCAGCCACAACUGAUCCUAGAUCAAGCGUGCUCAUCAGAGAAAUACCUACAGAGCCAUUCUCCAGUAAAAUCGAUCCAAUAUCAAGCGUGCUAACCGACGUCCUACCAACUGGGGCAAUAUCUACUACGACUGAUCUAAUAUCAACUGCAAUCGAUCCAUCAUUAAGCAUGAUACCUGGCAGAUGGCCCAUGCAAGUCCCGAUUGAUCCAAAAACAAGUCUACCAGCUAGAGAAUUACCUACUGAGACAAUGCCAGUCGCGAUUUAUCCAACAUCAAGUAUGUCAUCUGAUGAAUUGUCGACUAAGUCAAAGCCGGCCAUAAUCAACCCAACAUUAGGCGUGCCAACCGAUGCAUUACUAACUGGAGCAAUGACUACCACGAUUGAACCAAUAUCAAGCUUGCCAACUAGAGAAUUGCCGUUUGAGUCAAUGCCAGCCACAAUCAAUCCAACAUCAAGCGUUCCAGCGAGAGGACUACCAACUGACGCCAUACCAAUCACAUUCGAUCCAAUAUUAAAAUUGCCAGAUAAAAGAUUUCCGACUGGUGCAAUAUCAAUGACAAUCGACCCAACAUCAAACAUGGGAACUGGAGCAUUACUAAUUGGGGCAAAGCCAACCGUGAUUGAUCCAUUAUCAAGUACACCAAUCGGAGAACUGCCGUCUGAAGUAGCGAUGAUUAUUUCAACACCAGGUGUGCGAAAUCAAGGAUUGCAUUUAGAUUCAAUAUCAAUAAAAUAUAAUACGACUUCGUGUUCACUUGGCGAAGGACCGUUGACUGAAACAAAAUCAGUCCCGAUAGAUCCAAUAUUAAACAUGCUGCCUGAGGUAAAAUCUAUCCUGAAUCAGCCAAUUUCAAGCAUGCCAACCGAGGCAUUGCCGACUGAUAUGAUGUUAGUCCCAAUAGAUCGAACAUCAAGUUUAUUUAUUAAAGGGCCGAUGCAGCGGCUAGGUACGAUUGUAGACCUCAACAAUCCAGCAUCAAGCUUUCCUAACAACGGGUUACCAACCGAGACAAUCAUCAGUCUGAUUGAUCCAACAACAAUGUUGCCUUCCUGGACAACAUUGUUUGAUGCAAAGCCAGUACGAUUAAACUCAACGUCGGCUUUGCCUACUGGAGACCUACUAACUGAUGAAAUCCUAUUUUCACAUAUUCCAACAUCGAGCUUACCUACCGAUGGACUCUCGACGGGAGCAAUAUUAGACACGAUUAAUGAAAUAUCUAGUUUGUGUACUAAAGAGGUGCCGACUGAUGGACAACUAAUCCCAGUAUAUACAACAUUGACCAGUCAUCUAGAUAUACCAAUGAAAACAGUACCAAACCAGAAUGAUUCGACAAUGUAUUUACUUAAUGAAGGUCUACCAAGUGAUGCGAUUCUAGUCCCAACAAAUCUAACUUCUACUUUGCCUAACGGAGUACUGCCAAUGGAUAAAAUGUCAGUACCAAUGGAUCCUACGUUGAUCUUACUAACUGGAGUAUUGCUGGCUGAAACAAUGCCGGUACUCCUGGAUGCCGAAUCUUGCUCACCCAAUGACGAAAUACAAGUCCUUAUAAAUUCAACAACGAAUUCACCUACAGGAGAAAUGCCAUCCGAAGCACUGCCAGUCCCGGUUGAUUUAAACCCGAGCUUACUCGCAAAAGGAAUGCUAUUCCCGAUUGAUCUAAUACCGGGGUUGCAUAGAGGAGGACUACCGGCCAAUUCAUUUCCGGUUCCCAUCGAUUCACCAGCGAGUUUACCCAUUGAAGGAAUGCCAGCACUGAUUGAUUCACCACCAAGUUUGCCAAGAAGACUUCCAAUCGAAGCAUUACAAGUUCCCAUUGAUUCAACACCAAGCUUGCCGAAUGGGGGGCUGCCAGCCACGAUUGAUUUAAAACCGAACUUGCCGACCGAAGCAAUGACAGUCCCGAUUGAUUCAACACCGACCUUGCCUACCGAAGGAAUGCUGACUGAAGGAACACCAAUCCCGAAUAAUCUAACACUGAUUCUGCCUACAGAAGGAAUGCCGACCGGAGGAACACCAGUCCCGAAUAAUCUAACACCGACCUUGCCUACAGAAGGAAUGCCGACCGAAGGAAUGCUAGUUCCGAAUAAUCUAACACCAACCUUGCCUACGGGAGGCAAGCCGAUCGAAGUAAUUUCAGUCCCAAUCAAUUCUACACCGAAUUUACCCGACGGAGUGCUGCCAGCCAAAAUAAUGCCAGAUCCGAAUGAUUUGACACCGACCUUGCCUACAGAAGGAAUGCCGACCGGAGGAAUGCCAGUCCCGAAUAACGUAACACCGACCUUGCCUACAGAAGAAAUGCCGAGCGGAGGAAUGUUAGUCCCGUAUAAUCUCACACCGAACUUGCCUACAGAAGAAAUGCCGACCGGAGGAAUGUCAGUCUCGAACAAUCUAAAAGAAAUGCCGACCGGAGGAAUGCCGAUCCCGAAAACUCCGACCUUGCCUACAGAAGGAAUGCUGACUGAAAGAACACCAGUCCCGAAUAAUCUAACACCAACUCUACCUACAGAAGGAAUGUCGACCGGAGGAACACCAGUCCCUAAUAAUCUAACACCGACCUUGCCUACAGAAGGAAUGUCGACCGGAGGAACACCAGUCCCGAAUAAUCUAACACCAACCUUGCCUAAAGAAGGAAUGCUGACCGGAGGAAUGCCAGUGCCGAAUAAUCUAACACCUACUUUGCCUACAGAAGGAAUGCCGACUGGAGGAACUCCAGUUCCGAAUAAUCUAACACCGACUUUGCCUACAGAAGGAAUGCUAGUUCCGAAUAAUCUAACACCAACCUUGCCUACGGGAGGCAAGCCGAUGGAAGUAAUUUCAGUCUCAAUCAAUUCUACACCGAAUUUAUCCGACGGAGUGCUGCCAGCCGAUAUAAUGCCGGAUCCGAUUGAUUUAACACCGAUCUUGCCUACAGAAGAAAUGCCGACCGGAGGAAUGUCAGUCCCAUAUAAUCGCACACCGAACUUUUCUACAAAAGAAAUACCGACCGGAGGAAUGCCAGUCCCGAACAAUCUAACACCGACCUUGUCUACGGAAGAAAUGCCGACUGGAGGAAUGCCGGUCUCGAAUACUCUAACACCGACCUUGUCUACAGAAGAAAUGCCGACCGGAGGAAUGUCAGUCCCGUAUAAUCUCACACCGAACUUGCCUACAGAAGAAAUGCCGACCGGAGGAAUGUCAGUCCCGAACAGUCCAACACCGACCUUGUCUACAGAAGAAAUGCCGACUGGAGGAAUGCCGGUCUCGAAUACUCUAACACCGACCUUGUCUACAGAAGGAAUGUCGACCGGAGGAACACCAGUCCCGAAUAAUCUAACACCAACCUUGCCUAAAGAAGGAAUGCUGACUGGAGGAAUGUCAGUCCCGAACAGUCCAACACCGAUCUUGUCUACAGAAGAAAUGUCGACCGGAGGAACACCAGUCCCGAAUAAUCUAACACCAACCUUGCCUAAAGAAGGAAUGCUGACUGGAGGAAUGCCAAUGCGGAAUAAUCUAACACCGACUUUACCUACAGAAGGAAUGCCGACCGAAGAAAUGCUAGUUCCGAAUAAUCUAACACCAACCUUGCCUACGGGAGGCAAGCCGAUGGAAGUAAUUUCAGUCCCAAUCAAUUCUAAACCGAAUUUAUCCGACGGAGUGCUGCCAGCCGAUAUAAUGCCAGAUCCGAUUGAUUUAACACCGAUCUUGCGUACAGAAGGAAUGCCGACCGGAGGAAUGCCAGUCCCGAAUAACCUAACACCGACCUUGCCUACAGAAGAAAUGCCGAGCAGAGGAAUGUUAGUCCCGUAUAACCUAACACCGACCUUGCCUACAGAAGAAAUGCCGAGCGGAGGAAUGUUAGUCCCGAACAAUCUAACACCGACCUUGUCUACAGAAGAAAUGCCGACCGGAGGAAUGUCAGUCCCGUAUAAUCUCACACCGAACUUGCCUACAGAAGAAAUGCCGACCGGAGGAAUGUCAAUCCCGAACAAUCUAACACCGACCUUGUCUACAGAAGAAAUGCCAACUGGAGGAAUGCCGGUCUCGAAUACUCUAACACCGACCUUGUCUACAGAAGGAAUGCCGACCGGAGGAAUGUCAGUCCCGAACAAUCUAACAGAAAUGCCGACCGGAGGAAUGCCGGUCCCGAAUACUCUAACACCGACCUUGCCUACAGAAAGAAUGCCGACCGGAGGAAUGCCAGUCCCGAAUAACCUAACAUCGACCUUGCCUACAGAAGAAAUGCCGACCGGAGGAAUGUCAGUCCCGUAUAAUCUCACACCGAAGUUGCCUACAGAAGGAAUGCCGACCGGAGGAAUGUCAGUACCGAACAAUCUAACAGAAAUGCCGACCGGAGGAAUGCCGGUCCCGAAUACUCUAACACCGACCUUGCCUACAGAAGAAAUGCCGACCGGAGGAAUGUCAGUCCCGAACAGUCCAACACCGACCUUGUCUACAGAAGAAAUGCCGACUGGAGGAAUGCCGGUCUCGAAUACUCUAACACCGACCUUGUCUACAGAAGGAAUGUCGACCGGAGGAACACCAGUCCCGAAUAAUCUAACACCAACCUUGCCUAAAGAAGGAAUGCUGACUGGAGGAAUGUCAGUCCCGAACAGUCCAACACCGACCUUGUCUACAGAAGAAAUGUCGACCGGAGGAAUGUCAAUCCCGUAUAAUCUCACAUCGAAGUUUUCUACAAAAGAAAUAACGACCGGAGGAAUGCCAGUCCCGAACAAUCUAACACCGACCUUGUCUACAGAAGAAAUGCCGACUGGAGGAAUGCCGGUCUCGAAUACUCUAACACCGACCUUGUCUACAGAAGGAAUGCCGACCGGAGGAAUGUCAGUCCCGAACAAUCUAACAGAAAUGCCGACCGAAGGAAUGCCGGUCCCGAAUACUCUAACACCGACCUUGCCUACAGAAAGAAUGCCGACCGGAGGAAUGCCAGUCCCGAAUAACCUAACAUCGACCUUGCCUACAGAAGAAAUGCCGACCGGAGGUAUGUCAGUCCCGUAUAAUCUCACACCGAAGUUGCCUACAGAAGGAAUGCCGACCGGAGGAAUAUCAGUCCCGAACAAUCUACCAGAAAUGCCGACCGGAGGAAUGCCGGUCCCGAAUACUCUAACACCGACCUUGCCUACAGAAAGAAUGCCGACUGGAGGAAUGCCAGUCCCGAAUAACCUAACAUCGACCUUGCCUACAGAAGAAAUGCCGACCGGAGGAAUGUCAGUCCCGUAUAAUCUCACACCGAACUUGCCUACAGAAGAAAUACCGACCGGAGGAAUGCCAGUCCCGAACAAUCUAACACCGACCUUGUCUACAGAAGAAAUGCCGACCGGAGGAAUCUCAGUCCCGUAUAAUCUCACACCGAACUUGCCUACAGAAGGAAUGCCGACCGGAAGAAUGUCAGUCCCGAACAAUCUAACACCGACCUUGCCUACAGAAGGAAUGUCGACCGGAGGAACACCAGUCCCUAAUAAUCUAACACCGACCUUGCCUACAGAAGGAAUGUCGACCGGAGGAAUGUCAGUCCCGAAUAAUUUAACAUCAAAUAUGCCAACUAAAGAUCUAUCAGAAAAGUAUUCAACAAAAACACAACCAGUGUCACUAGAGAAAGAGUUGGCAGAUAUACCGAUUGAGGAAGAAUUACUACCAGUACAUUCGACAGCUACAGCUCAUACAGACCUAAUUGAGAGAAAACAAUUACAACUUAACAGACCCACUAAAAUUAACACGCCUGCUGAAGCCAAACCAGACAUUGAUAACACAGGUAAGAGUGAUAAAGAUUUGCUAUUAUUAGAUAAAAACACCUUAUUUAGCCAAACACCUGUAACUUGUAUUCCUAUGCAUAAAAAUGUUAACAAACACUUGAAAAAAAAUGACGCAUUCCUAGAUGACACGAGGCUUUUACUUUCUAAUAAAACUGACAAAUCAUUGUUUCCAGUCGACGAACAAUCGUUGCAGAAAGAACUUUUCAAAAAAUAUUUAAAUACAAAUGAGGCUUUUACGUACACAGACGUAUAUAAUAGUGGAGACAUACUACCAGUAAACAUAGCGCCAGAUGUAACGGCCUAUACAUCGAUGCCUUUUGAAACGACAGACAUUUGUACAGACUUGGCCGAUAAUGACGCAUUACAAUUAUAUACUAUUGAUGACAGAGACAUAUCAUCACACAAAGAACAUUUCCUAGAGGAGUACGCAGCAGGCUUGUUGAGUGUAACAGAUCUAACUGAUUAUACAGAGAUGCCUUUUCUUACCUGAGACGUGCAGUCUGAAUAGGAAUAAAAUUGGCUGUCAGUGACAUACUUAGUGAUAAACUAUUACAAUUUUUACAGAUUAACAAAUGAAGGAAGUAGUCAUCAACAGCUAGUGGUCAUUAAAUAAACACAUAGUUCGCAGACAUUGGAAGAAAAAUAGUAUUUGAUCCAAUGAUCCGCCUAUCCGCCUACGUCAUCUAUAAAAACAUAUUAAUACUUUGGGGUAAAGUGUCGCAAAAACUGCUUCAUACUGCCAUAACAAUUGUACAAAUAAAUAACGUUGUAAUGUGUGUAAAUAUCAGAAACAAGUAAAAAGUAAUACCGUGUUAAUUCUACAAAUUAAAUCCUUGUUCAUUUUAAACAUGUUGAACGUCACGUACUGCACUUUUAUUAUUGCUUAUCCUUUGUCUUCACCGGGAAAAUUGUUAUUGCCGCCAGGAAUUAAUACAAGAUUUUAAGAUGACAUUAAGAACAUUUAAUUGUUUUUAUUAUGAAAUAAACUAAAUAUUCGGCAAUAAAUUAGAAAGAAUAAAACGGUGACUUGCUAGAUUGCGAGAAUUCUAUCCUAGCAUUAAUUAAAAUAUUGUUCCGGGUGGAAACGAUGAAAUUAAAACUAAUAGGAGGCGCAGUCAAGUCACACAGUAAAUAAAAGUACGUAACAAAAAUGUAAAUACAUAUUUAAUGUAUAUUAAUUUAAUUUUAAUAUUUAUUGUAUUGUAGAAAUAUAUUUACGGACGUGUUAAUGUUGUUUUAUUAUAUCAAUGACAAGUUACUUAGUUUGAGAAGUGCAUGUUA
Molecule: messenger RNA, 10279 nt
Organism: Manduca sexta (tobacco hornworm)
Lineage: Eukaryota; Metazoa; Arthropoda; Insecta; Lepidoptera; Sphingidae
Product: mucin-17-like
Exons: 2
Coding region: 57-9488 (3143 amino acids)
Biological process (GO): negative regulation of protein sumoylation
Molecular function (GO): calcium ion binding
Source: RefSeq, a predicted model, not a curated record